GCCUGCUCUCAUCCUGCAAAUAAUUGGACUGGCUGGUCUGUGAGCGCCUACGACAUACAAGUCUCUUGAUUUAUCUUGUAACCUUCCGAUACCUCCAUCUUCUACUUCGCAUCUUAUCAUGCCCCCACCUCUCUCCCCCUUAACUCCAUCGCAUCAAAACUCGCGAUCCUUUUCGCCAAGUCCCGGCGAUCUGAUUGCGCAAAAAGGAGUUGACCAUGAAGAUAUGAUCCAGACCCAUGCUUUUGAGAAUGCGCCUUCGAGUCCUAUGAAAAUGGUCGACGAUGCAAACAUCAGCAACCAGGACAACCUGAGCUUCACACCUUCGCGCGAGUCGCAGGGACUAGACCAGCGAGAGGAUGAUUUUGAUGAUGACUUUUCGCAACCGGCGUCUAGCUCACCAUUUAUGGAGCAGGGUAGAGAUUGUACGGCGGACCUCCAAAUGCUCCCCCAGCGACAACCGUCCCUCGACGUGGACAAGCGCUUGAGUACUACGCGCAAACGUUCCUUUGAGCACGGGCCUGAAGACCACGAUGAAGAGGAAGCAUCGGAUGGAAGAUUUAGGAAGAGUGCCAGUCGGCGGGAGGUACCAGACAUUAAUGUCUACGCCGACGAGGACACCAGCUUCGGUGCCGAACAAAAUCUGAAUCUCGAAGGUGUGGAGCCUGGAACUGCCAAUAGUAUGAUGGAGGAAAAGCAUGACGAAGGAAUGAGCACUGUUCUUCGUGGGAACCACAAUGACAGCAUUUUGAAUGAAAACGAAAACGAGCACUUGCCCCAGGCAGAUAAUUCGAUGAUUGACGAUUCUCACGACUUUAUGGAUGAUACUUGCCUCAGCACGUUCUCCGCAGUGCCCAACGCGGAUAUGACAUCUUUUGCAGGGCUGCGUGGAGAUUCCCCGUUCAAAUCUGCACGGCCUCUCCCAAGUAGCCCAAGCAAAGUCGAUGAGGUCGAGACUCGAGAACUUGACCCAAACACUCCACCCAUUGCUCAGAAAUCCCCUAGGAAAGGCGCCCUCCUUGACAUGAGCUCCCCAAUCGGAUCGCCAACUCCAAAGAGGAGAGAACCCAGAGCGGAGGACAAUGUCCGUGGAACCCCGAACUUACUCGACUUGACCGAUCAGCAAACCUUUUUUCCACGGAAGCGCUACAGCAUGCAAAACGAGCGAUAUUCUCCAUCGCGGCGCUCACCGUUAAGAGCUGCGCGGGAGCCGAUCAGAUCCUCACCCAAAGUAUCGCUGCUGGACUUCGAUAUUCCCGCCGCCCCAACCCCUCGAUCUAUUCCCACCGUCACUCCUCGGGAGCUGGAAUCGUUGAAAUCCAGGUUCCUCUCCGAGAUUUCCUCCCUCAAGGCAACGCUGAGUGGGAGGGAAGCAGAAGUGUCCAGCCUCAAGCAGGCCGUUGCCGAUGCCGAACGACGAGUUGGUGAGGCAUUGGAAGAAGUCCGCAACGAGGCUGCCGGGAAGGAGGCACUUGAGAUCGAGCAGGUCGAAUGGCAGCGAAGGGGGCAAGAAAUGGACAACGUGUUGCGGUCCGUGAGAGCCGAGAUUGUUGAGGGCGACCGCGAAAGGGAACAGUUGAUCAAGAGGAUGGAGGAAGCAGAGAAGGACAGAGAACACUUGGAAAGCCGGAUGGCCGAAUUGGAGGCUCAGCUGAGUGCAGCCCGCAGCUCGAUGUCCAGCAACACCCCUCAAGGAGCUUCCCACACCAAGACGGCGGAGGAGACUGCAAAGGAAGUCCAGGACGCUGUUGAGAAGAUGGCAGCCGAGCUUCACGUCGUAUACAAAAAGAAGCACGAGACGAAAGUCGGCGCGUUGAAGAAGAGUUACGAGGCGCGGUGGGACAAGCGAGUGCGCGCAGCCGAGGACAAGUUGAAGAUCGUUAACGAGGAGAAUGAAGGCUUGAGGAGGGAACGAGAUGCGGCGCUGUCGGAAGCGUCACGUCCCAAUCCCGGCCCCAGCCCCGGCACUCUUGCCCACGAAAACGAGGAACAUGAGGCGGAAAAGCAAAUCCUCCAGGCACAGAUCAAGGGCCUGCAACAAGAGAUGGCAACACUCAAGAAUGACGGCGAGCGGCUGCAUAACGAACUCAGGAUGGAACGGGCCGAGAAAGGCGAGCUCGUGGCGGCCGUGGAUGAGUGGCUCGCAAUCCAGCAGAAUCAGCUCCCAUCUCAAUCCCCGGGACCACAAGACGAUGAUCAGCCGGAGCUGCCGUCAACGGAAACCAGCAUCUCGGAUGGCUUCCAGCGAAGUCUUGGUCGCAGCGGCUCCAGCGGUAUCCGGCCUCCCAGCACCGGGUCGUCAGGGCCUGGCGAGAAGAAGAUCCCCAAGAUCGCCGCAGCAGGGAACCGUCAUGUGCGAGACAACAGUGGCGGAAAGUCGGGAAUUGCUGUCUUCACUCCGGGUCGCAGCGGCAUCAUGGGCUCCAUUGAGCGCAUGGGGCGUGGUGGCAAUUAGCGCAGGGACCUCGCCUAUGAUCUCGCAUCGCGAUGUGUAUCUCAUGGGCGAUUUAAUCAGUUGCUCCUCACGAACAAGAUGACGCCCGGUCUCCGAAGCCUACGAGUUCCUUUUUUGUUUUGUUGAUUUGUUAUUUCCCGGGAUUCCUCGGUUUUUAUUUUUUUUUAUUGUUGUUUCGUUGAUAUCCCGACGGAGGCGUUUCAUGUACAUUGAUUUGAGAGAAUUAAUAACCUAUGGAAAUGGGAUCUGCA
This is a messenger RNA of Aspergillus steynii IBT 23096, 2703 nucleotides long. RefSeq lists its product as uncharacterized. The record is from RefSeq and is a predicted model, not a curated record. NCBI's taxonomy places the organism in Eukaryota, Fungi, Ascomycota, Eurotiomycetes, Eurotiales, Aspergillaceae. Gene Ontology annotation, biological process: mitotic spindle organization; cell population proliferation. The coding region runs from base 119 to 2452 and encodes 777 amino acids. The transcript has a single exon. Gene Ontology annotation, cellular component: cytoplasm.